UACAGCAGGCUUUUCAUUUAACUGCAAGUAACUAAAAGUAAGUUCACACUUGUUCUGAUUCACUCGUUGUUUUUUUUUUUGGACUUUGCAAUGUCUAUUGUGCGGCAAUCGGGGGAUGAGGAAAAGGAAGAGAAUAAGUCGUACAGGAAUGUAUUUUCUACUCGCUAUACCACAACCAUGGGGAUUGCAUUUGGGAGACAAACCACCAAAUUUAAUAUCCCAAUUCACGAUACUCGAGCCAUGUUGCACAGGAAUGUAAAACGUCACGAAGAUGACGCGCGGUAUGUUGGAGAGUUUGAUGACAACGAGAACGCUAAAUUUUUCAAGUAUACGCCGCUGUUUGACGAUUCAGAUAUUUGUCCCAAGGAUCCCAGCUAUACAAAAUUUAAGUGUCCCAUGGAAAUUGACUGUAAGGAACGAUUGAAGAAAGAUACUAUCAGAUAUAACAACCAGCUGAUGAAUGAAAUUUCAAAUCUUAUUGAUUACCAAAAGAACGCCCUGGAAGCCGCAUAUUUCGUUAAUUCCAAGUGUGAGGCAGAGGCCUGCAGCCACAUUUCAAGUACGACCUCUUCGAACGUUCUUCGAUAACCUUAAUGGCCAUUGAGUGUGGCCCUGAACCGCCACACCGCGCCCCCAUUUUCCAGCCGCGAAACCGUUAAAUGAUUAUGAAAAUUGUUGGCAGGCAGUGACCUCAGGGAGAGUGGAAAAAUUGAAUGGUCUGCAGUCAAGCUUUGGCAGCUGCCGCAGGUCACGCCCAAACAGUUUUCGAGGGUUUUACUUAACCGUGAAUUUAAGAACUGCCCAGGAGGAAGCAUUUGAAAAGGCGCAAUAAAAAGUGCGGAAUUAUGGCUGUAUCAUUCAAUUCAAUAAACCACCGUGACAUUUGCAUAACAAUUAAUCAUGAGGUAAU
Molecule: messenger RNA, 910 nt
Organism: Drosophila teissieri
Lineage: Eukaryota; Metazoa; Arthropoda; Insecta; Diptera; Drosophilidae
Exons: 3
Coding region: 91-588 (165 amino acids)
Source: RefSeq, a predicted model, not a curated record